Molecule: messenger RNA, 8336 nt
Organism: Ochlerotatus camptorhynchus
Lineage: Eukaryota; Metazoa; Arthropoda; Insecta; Diptera; Culicidae
Exons: 14
Coding region: 1071-4547 (1158 amino acids)
Biological process (GO): G protein-coupled receptor signaling pathway; positive regulation of GTPase activity; regulation of G protein-coupled receptor signaling pathway
Cellular component (GO): cytoplasm; plasma membrane; neuron projection
Molecular function (GO): GTPase activator activity
Source: RefSeq, a predicted model, not a curated record
AAAAAACUGAGCAGAGGGCUGUGAUUGUGUGGUGCUCUUGAAAAGAAAAUGCAGGGUUUUCCGUGACAGAACAUUUUUUCGCGAACCUUGACGGAACGACGGUGCUCUGCUCAGGGAUUGGCACAUAGGUGACUGUCGGAACCGCUGUCAGCUGCUGCUUCCGUGAAACGUUGGUAUUAGUGUGGGUGGUGGUGAAGUAAAAGAUCACGUGAGAGAAAUAGAGAAAAAAGUAUAAAUAGCUCAAUUCAUCGCAUAUCAGCUGGUUGAAGGAUCGUCAACUAUAACCAAGUGGCUUCACUGCAGCAGUUUGUGUCGGUUAUAAAGUUUUCAAUAUUCUCACACCAAGAGGGGCAAGAGCUUAUAAGAGGCAUACGCAGCAGCUGUGGAUGGUGUAAGCAGUCGUCGGGACGGCGCAGCGAACUAUGAGAAGCGAUUGAACUAGUUGAUAGAUGUGGGGGUGACAUCGAGAUGGGCCAGGGGCUCGAACCGCUAACCGCAGAUCUUUGUCUGUCCUCCCGGUCGCAGCCCCCCCAGCUUCCGUCUCGUACUGAUUUCUUCGAGCAAUCGAAGAACGUGUUCAAAGUAGCAGCAAAAAGUAUUACCACAGCAGCACCACAGCAACAGAAGCAACUAUCAAUACUACCACUGCGGAGAAUAUCCGGCAGACGGACCCACACGACGACGAAGCUAGGCACAACAAAUCAGCCCAGACUAGAGCCUUGCCAGCUGACCACGGCUGGCAACUUUCGGCCUCAAGCACAAGAUACUCGUUUUACUCUUCUUUCAAUGCUACCAGAUUUUCCUACUAACACCCACAUGAUGGAGUUUGGUUAGGUCACCUCUAAUGCGAAUGCUGAAGACUACACAAAAUUUAGUGCCUCUUGCGGGAGCGCGCUAAUAACAUCUUAAGAUCAAAAACAGUAACAGUAUCUGCUGCAACUUACAAAUCAACCAACUGGCUGCAACAACAGCAGAAAACAUCAACAGCAACAAUUGCCACAGCAAUAUUACCCGGCAAUAGUAUCCAGCAAUUCGUCACUACCAGCCACAGAGUGUUGCCAUUGGUGGCCAUGGAGCCUCCUGGUGGGUUGCCACCAGACAAAGAUGGAAAUAAAAUCCUAAAGCAACAGCAUAGUUUACAACAUCAACACAAUCCUCAAUCACCUCCACCGACAACAGCAGCAGUAGCAUUUCAGCAAAAUGCACUGCAACUACAAACGCAACAACCACAGCUACAUCUUUCCCAACAACUACAGUUAACUACAUCUUUUUCUGCGACAAAUCAACAGCAAGUACAUCUCUCGCAGGCAAGCUCACUGUCAGCGUCAUCCACAAACAACCAGAUAGCCGGUGGGGGUGGUAGUGGAACUACAGCGGCCAACGUCCAGACAGGAAUCGAGCGGCUAUCCCGGCCUAUGGCAUUCGAUAAGAUGGAAGGCCUGGUACGCGAGAUGCAGGAUCCUGAAUCGGGUGUUCCAGUACGUAGUCAAAAACUUUUCCUCACUUCAAUUCCUUCUGCGUUCAUGGGCUAUGAUCUAAUCGAAUGGUUGAUGGAGCGGUUGGUCAUCGAAGAGUCGGAAGCGUUAAACAUCAGCAAUCAGCUGUGCAUGCACGGCUACUUUUUUCCCGUUUCCGACUCCAAGACGCUGGUCGUGAAGGAUGACUCGUCGUUGUAUCGCUUCCAGACACCAUACUACUGGCCGUGGCAGCAGAAGGCACCCGACAACAUCGAAUAUGCCAUCUAUCUUACAAAACGGUCUCUUCGGAACAAGCAACGCCACGGGCUGGAAGAUUACGAAGCUGAAACGAUGGCCAGCUUGCACAAAAAUCUUAAAGGAAAAUGGGACUUCAUCACCAUGCAAGCGGAAGAGCAAGUUCGGUUGGCAAAGGAGCGAAAGAAAGGUGAUAAGAUUGUUGGAGAUUCUCAGGAACGAGCCUAUUGGAGAGUUCAUCGCCCACCUCCGGGUCAAUUCACUCCGUUGGAAUCCUGUCCCAUUCCAUCUCGUGACCGGCAGGGCAAGCCCCGGAAACGGACCGUUGAUGAUUGGCUACGUGAAGUGGAAAUUUUAAAAGCUUCCCUGGGGCGUAACCGAGUGAAGAUGUCCCAAGCUUGUGAAAGUCUAGUGACGUACUUUGAAACAUUCAGCGAGUACGAUCCAAUGAUGCAUCCACCACUUCCAUCGAAUCCGUGGGUCACCGAAGAUGUGAGUUUCUGGCAAAUGAACAACCCCCUAGUUGAUGUGCCAACCGAAAAGCGAGUGAAGCGCUGGGGUAUUUCUAUCGAGGAGGUCGUGACUGAUCCGACGGGUUUGCAGGAGUUCACCGCAUAUUUGAAGAAGGAAUACUCCCAUGAAAAUAUCCGGUUUUGGAUGGCGGUGAAUGACUUGCGGAGGUCGUCCCAUUCGCAGAUAUCAAGGAUGGUUAAGGAUAUUUAUGAAGAAUUUCUCGAGCCAGGUGCGCCAUGUGAGAUCAACAUCGAUGGUAAAACAAUGGAAAAAGUUCAUCAAGGUUUGAAAAAUCCGACACGAUUUGCAUUUGAUUCGGCAGCCGAACAUAUUUAUAUGCUGUUGCUGAAGAAGGAUUGUUAUCCACGGUUCAUUCGAUCGGAGCACUACAAAAGUUUGUUGGCUAAUGCAAUUCAACCGUCUCAUAAGAAGCGAUUCUUUGGAUUUGGUGGUGGAGCGAAGAAAAAGGGAUCAACAGCAACCGCUCCUAAUCCAUCGCUUCUGUCACAGCCCGCCUCUCAAGCAACUGGUAUGGUAAAUAGCCUUUCCAAACGACGUGGAAGUGAUCGAAGCCUGUCUGGUUCAGCCCACGAGUUAGCCGUAUGCGGGGUGAAGGAUAGUACUAAAGUGCCACAUUCUCAUAGCCAAAGCAAUCUGAGCGACAUCCCGUAUAGUGUCUCGAUCUACAGAGGUGAUAUGCCAUCCAGUGGCUUUGUCGGACAUAUGGAAACAGUUAUACGAGGAAACGAACAGAGAAUUGGAAAGCAGGACGUACAUAGCAAGCAAUUAAGUACAACUUUGGAGGCAGCUGUGGAAACGUGCGGUGGAGCUUCCGCUGUUUGCCCCUGGGAUUCACCUCCAGCCUCGAAAGCUCUGGUUCCAGUUGAAACGAAAGCAACAACCUCCGAAAAGGAAGCACCGUCAUCUGUAUCCGUUUCGAUUUGUCCUUGGGAUGAUGGAGAUGCUAAACUACCCCCAGAAAGCAAAACUAAAGCUCUGACCCCCAUUCGUCCGACAACCGAUAUCAGUGAAGUUUCGGAGCGCAUGAAGCGCUCCUGCGGCCUACGGCAAAACACGCUGGACAGUGAUUUUCACAGUACUAAACGGCUGGUACCGGUGGUAACAGAACAGAGAAGAGCUUCCAUGACGAUAGCACCGAGGUUUUCUGAUCUCCAAUUUUCUAUCCGAGCUGGCUCAACUGACGUGGAAACGGCCGGAAGCAGUAAGUCUCUGCAGCAACAACGUUCCGUUGACCAUUCACGGAACAUAUCGCAGGGAUCGCUGUCGACUAGUUUUGAGGAUCGGGAGGAUUUGACGGAAACGCCAAAUGUAUCAGAGGAAAAUUUGUGCAAACCGAAAAUGGAUAGUGUGUCUGAGUGGGAUCCCGAAGUAGCGGGCAGUGUUAUAAGUGUUCAUAACAAAAAUACCGCUCAAGUGAACACGAACAAUGAACGUGGUAGUGGGUGUGUAUGUGUCACAAUACAAACAAACAUUACUGCAGUGGCAUGUAACGUUAAGCAAGAAGAAACAAAAUACAGUAUUGAAAGUAAUAAUGCAGAACGUAAAGUUAUGCCAACCGCCACCACAGCUGGAGCUCAAAGAAAGGAGAGUAUUGAUGGUGACAAGCUACCGCCUACGAUAAGUGUUUGUUUUGCGAAUAAUUCAUCGGAAGAAGAAGAUCGUCGGAAACGAUCGUUAGGACCGAGUGAGAGAUCGAUUGAUGAUGAGAAUCAGGAGGUGGAAGAGAUUUACUUCACCAGCGAAGAAAACGAAGAAGAAGGCAUGAGAGUUGGGUUAUAUCACAGAAUGCCAGAACCCCCUCAAGACAUGUCGCCACUAGCGGAGGAUGACAAUUUCUCGGAAUCUUUGUCGCAACCUAACCAAUCUUCUCUGGAGCAGGUCGAGUACGAUAUAAUGAUGGAGGGAGACAAUCUAGCUCCAGGUUGCGUGGCUCCCGCUCCUACCCCAGCACCUUUGAUAGCUCCACUAGCCGAGGUGGAGAUGGAUCCAGGUGAUGAUGAACCGGAUACGGAAACGGAACACACGGAAACGGUGACAGUACACGUGACCACCAGAGAGAAGCAGGAGCAAGAACCGGAGGCGUCUGCCGGAGCGACUGUAGUCAUCAUUGAGGAUCAGGUCAAGAGGAAAAAGCGUAGAGACCGAAGAGAUCGGGAUAAGGAUGCGUUGCAGCAGCAAAAAAGCGAAGAGGACAACAGCGAGAAGAAAGGGAAUGCCGUGUGUCCUUGGGACGAUGAGGAUGAGUCAGCUGCUGACGAUGCUCCUUACGUUAAAACGUACUCUACUCUAGGUUAUUUGUAAGCAGGUUAGACAAUUUCGAAGAAAAAGGUAAAUUGGAUAAAUUAUGUUGUUAAAACGUAUGAGAAAGUCACUUUGACAAGCACUGACAAUCGUAAGUCUUUUGAUAGUUGCAAGUACUUGUUAGCAUUGUGGGAAAUGAAAUGAAGUGAACCAGCGAUGAAAGAGGUUAAGCAGAGUCAAAUUUCCAUUAGGAUUACGAUUCAAGCCCUAGAACUAAUCCUGUUGUGAAAUUUCUCACGUAAAACAUGCAAUGACAGCUCUACGAUAGACAGUAUGCGAUGAACAUAAGCGGAAGUAACAUGAGAGAGUUAAUACUCCCAACUGAAAGAUUUCCCGGGUUUUAACAUAGUCCAGGAUUUCUGCUUGUUGCAUCUAAGAGCCCCAAUUUAUAUAUGAAAAAUAAUUACUAAAAUGCAUCAAUCUUCAACUGAAACACCGCUACUGUGACUUUAUUCUUUCAUGUUACUUCCUACAGAGUGGAUAUUUUUUGAAACUACGAUGGUAAAACUAAUUGUGUUGGUUUUCUUGCAGUAAGCGUGAAGCGAAACCAUAUCGAUAUCUCAAAAUGUGUUUGAACAACUGCAAUUAGCUGGUGAAAAUGAAAUACGAGUGCGCAUUCUUUGUUUAGCACGGAAUCAAAACAAUACAAUACAUUACAAAUUUAGGAUUAAUCAGCUAUCUAGCCGUAAAAUAGUGUCUAGUUAAUGGAAAAUCCUACGUGUUAGAAAUAAGAAUAUUUAAUGAACACAUUCUGAGAAAAAAAUAUGAAUGUUUUUUAAUAGUGCAUCGACAACUUGGAGGGAUGAAAAGAAGUUAAGAAAAUGAUUCAUCUCAGAAAAUAGAAAUGCUGAGCCUACAUUUGAACCAGUCAGGAAAUUUUAACAACUGUUCCUGUCAGUCACUUUGAUGAUAUAAAAAUAUAUUUAAAUCAUGUACCUCUUGCGCAUUGAAAGCAUUUUUGGAGGAAACACGUAAGCUUAAGCAUAUAAUAUUUGAUCAACUAUAUUGAAGUAUAUUAUUCAAGCAUAAAGUACUAACAUCAUAAUUAUACUACAUCUACAACGUAAGCAUAUUUAUACAUCACCGAAUCAUAGCACAUGGAAAUAACAUAUUGGAAACACUGACUCAUAAGCACCCUCAUCACAAACAUUGACAUCUUUCAGAACAGAGACAUUAUAUCAUUUUAAUCAAUUUUUAUUUUUGAUCAAGAAAACCAACCCUGUAGUCAUCUGCAAGCAAUGGAAUUUGGAAGUUGAAUGGAAAUUACAGAUAUUGGUUUGGCCAGAGCUGUCAUUGCUGUGGUUACGUUUUAUGGAUCCGGAAAUAUUUCAAUUUGUUUAUAAAUUCUACAAAAAAUCGCUAGUAACGAAAACCACCAAUUUAACUGAAGCAAAUGUGAUUGUAAAUGACAUUGAGUUGUUUAUAAAUAUAUAAAGUUAUAGCAUGCAGCGGUUAUCAGAAGAAAUUCUAUUUUUCCUAAAUUGGGUAAUCCUGAAAAUAUUAGCAAGCGCAAACAGCUAAUGAAAGAUUUGUGAUUGUCAUUGCCUGGUGGGUAGGUGAGAAGAUUGACUAAAAAUGUAAAGAAAAGCUCCGAGAUGUUUUUUCGUAAGAGAAGGCACGAUUUGCGUAUGUCUGAUUAAUAUGGCAACCUAUUUACCAAAUCAACCAAAAUUGUUACAAAGUGAGUGAUUUUAUUCAUGAAUGAAGAAAAAAUUCAACUGAAAGACGAAAAUAUUCAUGUAAAUGGUUGUUGUUUUAGCUAUGCAACUAUUGAAAACGCUAUUCUCUCUCUUCUUACAUGAAGUCAAACAAAUAUAUUCAACAAUUACCCAAAUUUAUCUCUACAAACAAAAGCAAAACAAACAAACAAACAAAAAAACCUUUUGGAUGUUGCAACUCAACCAUUCGUCAGAUCACAACUAACUAGAUCUUAUCAACUAAAAAGUAAAUGAAAUCAUUAUCAGAUGAAAAAUUAAUGCCACCGGAUAUAGAACUAAAUUUAACAUUUAUUUUGAGCUAUCUUACCCUCUUUGACCGACAAAUAAUAAUAAGAAAAACAAUCGCGUAGAAUGCCACAGCAUAUACCAAUCAAACAGCAUCUUUUAACGGGUAUAAACAAAUAAGUGGAUGAUUGAAGUUGUACGUAGAAGCAAACUUUCUCCUCCAAAGCUAUUCAACUAUUUUUCAAUGUCAGAAGAUGUUAGGAACAUUUUGCAAAUAAAAUAAUCAAAAGCGACGAUGUUUUAUUUUUCUUUAGAGUGCAUAUCAAGAAUUUGAAUCAAUCAUCUUCGUUUGAUACGUUUUAGAACACGUAUAUCACAUUUUCGAAUGCAUAACACAAUUAUAAAACCGUUGAGCGGUGAUAAAUUUGACUGAUUUGUGUUGACUAACUCUCAUGUAGCAUCACUUUCAAAUAAAACUUCAGUACAACAUCGUCGCUUUCCUAUUAGUGAGAAAACAAACAACCAAAAACCAGGAGAUUCUGUAAUGAUUAAUAAGUACUAGAAGAAUGUGACAGUAUAGUAAUUCAAGAAACCAAUGAUACAACGCGACAGUUUAUUAAAUUUUAUCGCUCGUAAAGUGAAACUAGUUUAGUGAGAGAAAAUAUAUUAAAUAAUAAAAAAAAAACAUCGGUGAAAUUUAAUAAUUUGACUUGAAUAUAUUAGUGAGUAAUAAAGAUUACACUUACAAGUAAUGUUACUAACAAAAGCAGAAAACAAAGCUAGUUGAAAGAAAAUAAACACAAAAUGCCAGUUAAUGUGCCGCUGUAUUAGUGACUAUGUUUAAAAGAUAAAUAUAAAGAUUUAAGUGAGCUGCGUAAUAAAAACGGAAGGAAUGUCAAUGAAUCGAUAUUUGCUGGACCCAUGAGUAAUUUCAGCAUAGAAUGCUAUGUACGUACAAUCCACAAAAGAUAAAAAUAAUGUAAGGGAGAUUGGACACACUGGAUUCCCUGUUUAAAUGUUGGAUACAUCUCAGCGGAAAAGAAUCAAAUUUGAUGCGGCUUACACAAAGGUUCAAAGAAAAAUAUCUUAAAUAUACUCUAAAGCCUCCAAAGUGAUGUAUAAUUUCUCAAAAAAACGUAUUUUCUGAGAGAGAUUUUACGCCCAUUUGAUGGCAUGCAUUUUUGAAACGUAGAGGACUCAGGAACCUUCCAUAUGAAAUGUUUUAUGUACUCUCGAGCUUCUGUCAUGCAAUAUACACUACAGUUUUAAAAAAAUAGGGAGACACUUUUUAUGACAUGCAUUUUAAUUUAAAGUUUUACACACAUUCCGGGAUGGAAAUGGGGGUUUAAGUACCCUCGAACAGAGAUUGAUUUUUUCCACAUAUAUCAGGAUUGAUUGUGUCUAAUCCAUGGGGAAUCAAAAGAAACAGAAGCAAUUCGAUGAUAUAAUUGAUUAUAAUUAGAAUUAGCGAUUUCAUGCGUUAAAAAAUUGCAUGUUGACUGAAAAAAGUCCGAAUGAGUGAAAACAUAAGAACAGCUCUCAAAAAUACAAACAAUUCACAAACUAACGCAAAUGCCACCAUAACAGCAUAACAUAACCAUCCGUCUAGACGAAACUUUUUGGCAACAUUUUUGGAUUUCGAGAAAACAGGGGGGAGGGGAUAAGUGCCCCAGUGAUAAAGUGUGUCCAGUCUCUCCUACCGUUAAACGAGAACCGAAUGCACCUGUGGAAAGGUAAUCAAGUAUGGAAAUUGGAAACAAACUGUCAUUUGUUGUUGUAAGUCGAAAAAGUACAAUAAUGGAUAGAAAAGAGGGUAGUACGAAGCGUAAAAAAUAAAGAAGGAACA